This is a messenger RNA of Abrus precatorius (Indian licorice), 915 nucleotides long. Its product is annotated as constitutive photomorphogenesis protein 10. The record is from RefSeq and is a predicted model, not a curated record. Gene Ontology annotation, biological process: protein polyubiquitination. Gene Ontology annotation, molecular function: ubiquitin conjugating enzyme activity. Lineage: Eukaryota; Viridiplantae; Streptophyta; Magnoliopsida; Fabales; Fabaceae. The coding region runs from base 264 to 767 and encodes 167 amino acids. The transcript is spliced from 5 exons. Gene Ontology annotation, cellular component: nucleus.
ACUGCAUGAGAUUUGCCGUAGUCAAAUAACAUAUUUUGAGCAAAGUAGAAGCCACCUUUGUGACGAUUCACUCAAAGCUUUGGUUUCCCACUUCACUGGGUCGAGACGUGAAUCUAUGCCUCAGCCUUCGUAACCAUUCCCAGAUUGAGCCCUCCCACCAAAUUCGCAAAUCAAACCCUAAUCUAUUUUCCCCAAAUCUGUAACUGAACCUGAAUCUAAUCUAAGCGUGCGUUUGCAUUCCAGCUUCGUUCAGAGGUGAGACGAUGAUAUCGGGGGGAGGAAGAUCGUCAACAUCGUCGUGGGUAGCGACGACAUCGGUGUCGGCAUCUGGAAAGAGGAUUCAGAGGGAAAUGGUGGAACUUAACAACGACCCUCCUCCCCAUUGCUCUGCUGGGCCCAAAGGCGAUAACCUCUAUCACUGGAUUGCCACGAUUAUGGGUACCCCGGGAACUCCAUACCAAGGUGGCAUUUUCUUCCUUGACAUCAUUUUUCCUACUGAUUAUCCCUUCAACCCUCCACAGGUAAUUUUCAAAACUCGCAUUUACCACUGCAACGUAGACCUUGAUGGCCAUGUUAGUAUGAGAUUAUUGAAGGAUGAUUGGAGUCCAGCACUAACAAUUACUAAGGUCCUACUUGCUGUUAGAUCAAUUUUUACUAAUCCUGACCCUUAUAAUGCAGUUGUACCUGGCAUUGCUCACUUGUAUUUGGGAGACAGGGAGAAACAUGAUGACAUUGCUGCAGAGUGGACUGUUCGAUUUGCCAAGUAAAUAUGAUACAAGAGGCCUUUGACUGGCUUACACCUUAGAUAUCGUGUUUCAAUAUUCAUGUAAAUGAGAAUGAUAGUGAGGGUUAACCUUACAAUUGUUUAGACUUAAAACGAAUUUUAAGAUAAAACUAGUUAGCACUAUUGAACAU